Molecule: messenger RNA, 2641 nt
Organism: Tachysurus vachellii
Lineage: Eukaryota; Metazoa; Chordata; Actinopteri; Siluriformes; Bagridae
Gene: nostrin
Product: nitric oxide synthase trafficking
Exons: 16
Coding region: 135-1814 (559 amino acids)
Cellular component (GO): cytoplasm; plasma membrane
Molecular function (GO): protein binding
Source: RefSeq, a predicted model, not a curated record
UAGUUAUCGUACGCUUCCAUAUCUAAUGUGUGCACUCUGUAUGUGAAUGAAUGACUGAACCUCUCUGGCGUAGAGGUUUUGUAUUAGGUACGGCCACCCAGGUGAUUUCCGUACACAUGCUUUAAGGGAGAUAAAUGGUCAAAGUGCAAAGCAAACCGCCAGCCAGUGUGAAGAUGAAGGAGCCGCUGAGCACCUGCACCUACAACCUGCUCUACCAGGACCUCAAGAGAUUCUCAAAAAAUGGAGAAUAUUUCUGCAAAGAACUUGUAACAGUAUUCCAGCAAAGAUCCGAGCUGGAAAUCAGCUACGCUAAAAGGCUGCAGAAACUUGCUGGAAAACUCCUUAGUGUGUCCAAAACAAUGACUAGCAACUCAACAUAUAAUGCCUGGUCCCUUGUAUCAAACGAGAUGUUCUCAACAGCAGAGGCACACAGAACACUAGGGCAAAGUCUUCAACAGGAUGCUGUUGUGGAAAUCCGUCAAAUGCUGGAUGAACACACCAAGAGGAAGAGACCACUGGAAAAUGCAAUUGAAAAAUCAAGGAAACUUGUUGUGAACAACUGGAAUGAACAACUGAAGGCAAAGAAAAAGUUGACUGCUUUAACCCGGGAGCAUGAAGCACUCUUUAGCUUUGUGGAAAAGAACAAACACAUCUGCACAGAGAAAGAGAAGCAGAAGAUGUUUAACAGAUUGAGUAAAUCAGCAGAGCUUCAAGUGAAAGCUGAUGAAGACUACUUCAAUAUGAACCUGGACAGCCAUCAGAUUAGACUGAAGUGGGAGAACACACUUAAAAGCUGCUAUCAGAUUGUUCAGGAAACUGAGAAGCAAAGGAUAGAAACUCUGAGCAACGCUGUGAAUAGGUACAAUCUCUAUAUGUGCAGCUACAGCCAGACUCUUAUUCAUAAUCAGGAGCAGAUUGAGGAGGCUGUCAGGAGAGUGGAUGUGGAGAAAGACAUUCAAACUCUGGUGGAAAACACCUGUGUUACAGCAGAUGAUAACAAAGCUGAAUUCCUCAUCGUUGAUUACUUUGAGGAAGAAGGAAAGACAAUAAUGGAAAAAGAAAGACGAAGAAAUGCGUUGAAGACGAAACUCCAGCGACUACAAGAAUUCAUUCUUAAAACCAGGAAAGAGAAAGAAGGGCUGGAGAAAAUGUUGACACUAGAUGCUGAAAAUAUCUCGUGUAAAAAACCCCUGGAGGAACAAGAGCAGCUGCUCGAAGAGUAUGUCUUAAAACUGGACCUUUUGGAGGCCACGUACUGUAAACUGAACCAAUCGAUGAUGGACUUUGAGGGGAAGCCGAAACCUUUCCAUCGUUUCAACGACAGCAUCACAAAAUUCAAAGAAAAGGAGGUUGAGCACAGUAUAGUGAAGCUGUCUCGCCCAGUUCGGAUCAAAACGACGCCAUUUAGAUCACGGCAGUCUUUCAGGACCUCGGUCAUUUAUAAAGCCUCGGUGAAAAAUAGCGUCGAGUGUCAAGACUCGGUUCCUUCUGUAGAGGCUAGUGGUGGAUCAGUCAAAUACACACAUAAGCACAAAUCUGAGAUUAACAGACCAUCUUCAAGGUCUCAGGAGGAAGCCAGGGAAGGUGAAGGUGAACUCCAGUUUAGCAGUAUAGGUAAAUGUAAGGCUUUAUACGACUUCUCGUCAGAGAAAAGGGAUGAGUUAAACAUUAAAGAAGGAGAUCUUCUCGACAUCCUUCGAAAGGACAACAGUGGAUGGUGGUAUGGAGAACUGAAUGGGAAGAGAGGUCACUUUCCUUAUAAUUAUGUCAAAGAGUUGCCUGUUUUGAAAAUGGCAAAGUCUUCUGAUGCGUAAAUCACGAAAAAACAAGAUUUCAUUAUGUACCAGAGAACUUAGAGAAGAUAGUGUAAGAAAUUGCAGUUAGGGGAAGAUUAUCCAUUACAUACACAAUUGUGCAGAUAAAAGUCCAGAGCUUUAGUUAAUGUUCACAUCAAACAGAAUUAAACAAGAAUGCGGAGCUCCAUGAGAUCUCUGCAGAUUGGUUGUGAGGCUGGUAUGUGCAGUCCAGAAACUGCUGAUCUACUGAAAUUUUCACACGCAAGUCUCUAGAUACAGAAUUAUGUGAAACUGCAUUAUGUAGAAACACCUCAUAGAUUAGGGAAGAAUGGGAAGACAAGUUUGAGCUAACAGACGCCUGCAGUAACUCAAACAAUCCAGCCAGAUUUUCUGACCCUAACAUCCAGCCACUCUCAAUUGAGAUUAGAUGUUUUUUGUGGUGUUCUGAAGUUCUUGACCAACAUCUGUGUGGCUUUGUUUUGUGCUGCAUCCACACGAUUGUCUGAAAACAAAUGACUAAAACAAAAUAAAUCCAAUACUACACUCAUCAAACUGGUUACUGAAAGGACAAUGCUGUCAACAGCAUUAACAAUAAUAAUAAUUAUAGAAAUAUGAAACAUACAGCAGUAUAAUAAACAUCCUUCAUUCAUACACUAUCAAAAGAAAAGCUAUGUAUAGGUACAGAUACUGCAGAAUAUAUAACACCGGUCCUUGAAAUCCAUUUAUAUACAUUACAUACAUUUUUAAAGUUACCAUUUACAAUAAGUUUGUUGUAUGGGAACAGCUAAUAUUUCAUUUAGAAUUUGAAAAAUAAAGUCUGAUUUUAUUGGGGACUUUCCAUCUAA